CGGAGUUUUAGAUCAUGGAUUUGAAUCAAUCAGUCCUCGAUGUGGCUCAAGAGGAGUUACACCUGUCUGCAAUGAUGGCUUCCAGGAGCACGCCUCACUUCAAGCCCCCGUUGACGAUCAUCAUCCCAUACGGGCUGAAGAGUUGGCUAGAAUGUCUUUGCAGAGCCAUAUUUAUUGAGGGACCAAGGCAGAUACCGGAAUUUAUUGCUGACUAUUGCGUUGAGCUGCUGGAAUUCAGAGAACGUAAUCCUUUGAUGGAUACCAAGGAUGUUACACAUCUGUACCAGGAGAUGCGGGAGGCAAAUUACGUCAAAGACUGGCUAGUAUGCCCAGUGCCACAAGCUGCCAUAGACUGCUGCCUGGCUGAGGAGACCCUGUCAGUCAGCCAGAGGACCAAUCCAAGGUCAGCCAAGGAGUUCAAGGUCCCCUCCAGCGAGCCCAUGGGUGGGCCAGAUAAGCAGGCUCAGUCUCUGAGCAGUCCCCCUGGAGAAACCCACCAUAGAACCCACCCUGGAGAUGGACCUCAGUCCAGCCCAGCCCACCUUGGAGGUCAACCCAGCCCAGCUGUGGAAGAGGAGGCCCAGGCCCGGCCAGGCUCUGCGGUGCAGUCAGUCGUGUUCCAGAGAGCUCCAUCAUUGGACAGUCUACUGGAGGCCAACCACUCUCAAGUCUUGAUCAGCACUGCCAGUGCUCCAACUGAUGACAUCAUCAUCAUCCACUCUGAGAACCUUCAGGAGGCAACUGUCUUCCGAAGCGACAGUCGUCCAUAUUCAGGUGUAUCUCCCCGAGGUAGUUUGACCAAGAUUCCUUCAGUUGGUGAGGUGGAUAAGAUUGGGGUGAAUGACACAACAGAGGUGACGUCUGAAGAUGUGGUGGUGUUCCACCAAGUGCCCUCAGUGGAGAACCUGCCUCGCACGCCGUCUGCCUUGAGUAAUACCUCUCUAGCAGCUGAGGAAACAGUGGAUCAGGUGAUAUCAUUGAGCAGCAGAGAAUUCUUACUGGAGAAUGUGGUGCCUGGCUCGCCGUCCAUUGAGAAGGUGGCUUCAGCUGCAGCUUUGCAGCAGGCAGACACUGAUCAGAUAAGAUCUGCCUUUGGACUCACAGAGAAAGUAUCUUCCUCAGAGAUAGUGGGAGUCGGCACAGCACGGAGAGUGUCCUCAGUCAGGAUACCCAGUAGAGAGGAGAGUGCGGGGAGAACAGCAGAGACACUAAAUAGAUACACAUCUCCACAGAUAUCUCUUCUGUCAGCUCAUUCUGAUGAAUAUCUGAAGGCUACAUACAAGUCAUCCACCUCCAGCCUUGCCAGGGUUUCCUCUGCACCUUGUGGUGAGAGAGAGGCAGCAGCAACUAUUUCACCUAAAUCCAGUCUGGCCAGGGUUUCCUCUGUCUCUACUGGUGAGAGAGCAGCAGAACCAGCCUCUAAAGAAGUCUUCUCUAAUGUGGAGGAGACUUACACAUUACCAUCAACAGAGGACCUACUGGUGUCUUCAACUGCUUCAGUUAGUAGAAUCUCACCAGUAGCGUCUGCAAUAUAUUCCAAAAGUGGUUUAUCAGGAAGAGCUUUCUCUGAUCCAGAACUAGUUGAUGCAGCACACAGAGUGUCCUCAGUCAGGAUACCCAGUAGAAAGGAGAGUGUGUGCAGAACAGCAGAGACACCAGAGAGACGCACAUCUCCCAGAGUAUCUCCACAAGCAUCUUUUGUGUCAGGCUCUCCAGUGAUGUUUGAAGAAGAGGACUGGUGUGUAAUCACCACUCACUCUGCUACAGUGAAGAAAGCAGUCAAAUUGGCCCACUCAGAAAACAUCUCUCCUCUUACUUCACCCAGCAUAGACCUGGCCUGGGAGGAGCUUCUGCAGACAUCAGCAUCCAUCGUGGAUAAAGUAGCCCUCAAGGCUUUCGAGAUUGUGAACCAGAAAUUACAAUGCUCAGGGAUGGAGAUAUCUGAAAUGGCCUCAUCCAACCCUGUGGUUGUUUCUCAGUCUCUAAACACUCUCUUUUAUAAGGAUCUCUCUCACUCGCCUUCAGCUGUGGAGGAAUUCUCUACUGCCUCAGCAAGAUGCUCAGAAGGUGACAUCACUGAAAGAGCUCCCUCUGAAACAGCAGGGGAGGGAGAAGCAAUCUCUGUUAGGGAGAUUACACCAGCAGUGUCUGCAAGGUAUUAUGCCAGUAAUGUAUCAGAAAGAGUUCCCUUUGAAACAGCAGUUUUGGGAGCAGCAGUAUCAUCAAUGAAGGAGCUAUCAGAGUCACCAACUGCAUUUGCCUUUGUGGGUGAGGUUUCACCAGCAGUGUCUGCCAAUGAUGUAUCAGAAAGAGCUCCCUCUGAAACAGCAGUAGUGGGAGCAGAGGCACCAGAGAGACACACAUCUCCAAAAGUAUCUGCACAAACAUCAUUUGUGUCAGCUUAUUCUGAUGGAUUGCUGAAUGCUACAAAGUUGUCACCUCAAUCCAGCCUGGCCAGGAUUCCCUCUGGAUAUAUCAGUGAAGGUGUGUCACCAGCAGUGUCUGCAAGAUGUCCUGCUAGUGACUUACCAGAAAGAGCUUCCUCUGAAACAGCAGUAAUGGAGUCAGCGCCCAGAGUGAUCCACUCUGCACCAUCAAUGGAUGAGCUACUGGUUUUACCAACUGCUUCUGUUGAUGGGAUUUCACCAGCAGUGUCUGCAAGAUCUUCAAGAGGUAGUUUGUCAAAAAGAGCUCCCUCAGAAAAAGCAGUGGAGGGGGUAAGAUAUUCGGAAAGUGGUUUAUCAGGAAGAGCUUUCUCUGAAACAGAACUAGUUGAUGCGGCACAGAGCGUGUCCUUAGUCAGGAUACCCAGUAGAGAGGAGAGUGUGGAGAGAACAGCAGAGACACCAGAGAGACACACAUCUCCCAGAGUUUCUGCACAGACGUUUUCAGUGUCAGCUACAGGCUUGUCAUCUAAUUCCAGUUUGGCCAGAGCUCCCUCUGUGUCUCUGAGUGAUGGUCCAGCUGAGUCAGUCUCUUUGGAAGUAAUCUUUAAUAUGGAGGAGACUUAUACAACACCAUCUAUGGGGGAGAUUGUGCCUCCAACUGCUGCUGGGGAUGGCAUUUCUGCCUCUAUUGGUGAAAGAGCAGCAGAAUCAGCUUCUAGAGGAGUGUCGUAUAUGGAUGAGACGAAUAAACCACCAUCAAUGGCAGAACUACCAGGGUCUCCAGCUGCUGUUGGAGGCAUUUCACCAGCAGUGUCUGCUAGAUGUUCACAAAGUGACAUGGCAGAAAAAGCUCCCUCUGAAACAGCAGUAGGCAGACACACAUCUUCCAGAGUACCUCCUAAAGUUUCUCCACAAACAUCCUUGAGCUCAGCUACAGGCUUGGCAUCUAUGAGUUUGGCCAGGGUUCCCUCUGUGUCUCUCAGUGUUGGUGCAAAAGAACCAGCUCAGAUAGACAAAACACUGUCAAUGGAGGAGCUACUGGCGUCUCCAUUGUAUUCUCAGUGGGCAAUGUCACCAGCCUGUUCUGAAAGAGUGUCCUCAGUCAGGAUACCCAGUAGAGAGGAGGGUGUGGGGAGAACAGCAGAGACACCAGGGAGACACACAUCUCCCAGAGUAUCUCCAAGAACUUCUCCAAUAGUUUCUCUACAAACCUCUCUUGUAUCAGCUCAUGUUGGUGAAUCUCUUUCUGGUACAGACAUUUCUCAACAAUCCAGUCUCCCUAGGAUUCCCUCUGCACCAUCAAUGGACAGACACACAUCUCCCAGAGUUUCUCAAAAAGUUUCUCCACAGUCUUUAAGAAGUAGUUUGUCAGAAAGACCUCCAUCUGAAACAGCCAUAAGGUAUUCUGAAAGCGUUUUAUUAGGAAGAGCUCUCUCUAAAACAGAAGUAGUCGAUGCAGCACCGCGAGUGUCCUCAGUCAGGAUACCCAGUAGAGAGGAGAGUGUGGGGAGAACAGCAGAGACACCAGAGAGACACACAUCUCCCAGAAUUUCUCCUAGAAUGUCUCCCAGAAUUUCUCCCAGAGUUUCUCCACAAUCCAGUCUGGCCAGGAUUCCAUCUGCACCAUCAAUGGAGGAGCCACUGGUGACUCCAUCUGCUGCUGUUGGUAGAGUUUCAACAGCCAGGAGUGGAGUUUCUCUAGGAAUGUCUCUCGGAAUUUCUGCAGCCAAUGUGGUUGGGCCAGUGUGUUUCAAAGAUGUGUCACAGAUUAUGCCGACUACAAUACCAGAGAAUCAGGGUUCGGCCUCCUCAGUCAGGAUACCCAGUAGAGGAGAGGGUGUGGGGAGAACAGCAGAGACACCAGAGAGACACACAUCUCCCAGAGUAUCACCAAGAGCUUCUCCAAGAGCUACUCCACAAACCUCUCUUGUAUCGGCUCAUGUUGGUGAAUCUCUGUCUGGUACAGACAUUUCUCCACAAUCCAGUCUGCCUAGGAUUCACUCUGCACCAUCAAUGGACAGACACACAUUUCCCAGAGUUUCUCAAAGAGUUUCUUCACAAUCCAGUCUGGCAAGGAUUCCCUCUGCACCAUCAAUGGAGGAGCUACUGGUGUCUGCAUCUGAUUAUUUUGGUAGUGUUUCACCAGCAGUUUCAAGAAGAUCUUCAGAAAGAGCUCCUUCUGAAACAGUCAUACGAUAUUUUAAAAGUGAUUUAUCAGGAAGAGCUUUCUCUGAUCCAGAACUAGUUGAUGCAGCUCACAGAGUGUCCUCAGUCAGGAUACCAAGUAGACAGGAGAGUGUGGGGAGAACAGCAGAGACACCAGAGAGACACACAUCUCCCAGAGUAUCACCAAGAGCUUCUCCAAGAGCUACUCCACAAACCUCUCUUGUAUCGGCUCAUGUUGGUGAAUCUCUGUCUGGUACAGACAUUUCUCCACAAUCCAGUCUGCCUAGGAUUCACUCUGCACCAUCAAUGGACAGACACACAUUUCCCAGAGUUUCUCAAAGAGUUUCUUCACAAUCCAGUCUGGCAAUGAUUCCCUCUGCACCAUCAAUGGAGGAGCUACUGGUGUCUGCAUCUGAUUAUUUUGGUAGUGUUUCACCAGCAGUUUCAAGAAGAUCUUCAGAAAGAGCUCCUUCUGAAACAGUCAUACGAUAUUUUAAAAGUGAUUUAUCAGGAAGAGCUUUCUCUGAUCCAGAACUAGUUGAUGCAGCUCACAGAGUGUCCUCAGUCAGGAUACCAAGUAGACAGGAGAGUGUGGGGAGAACAGCAGAGACACCAGAGAGACACACAUCUCCCAGAGUAUCACCAAGAGCUUCUCCAAGAGCUACUCCACAAACCUCUUUUGUAUCGGCUCAUGUUGGUGAAUCUCUGUCUGGUACAGACAUUUCUCCACAAUCCAGUCUGCCUAGGAUUCACUCUGCACCAUCAAUGGACAGACACACAUUUCCCAGAGUUUCUCAAAGAGUUUCUUCACAAUCCAGUCUGGCAAGGAUUCCCUCUGCACCAUCAAUGGAGGAGCUACUGGUGUCUGCAUCUGAUUAUUUUGGUAGUGUUUCACCAGCAGUUUCAAGAAGAUCUUCAGAAAGAGCUCCUUCUGAAACAGUCAUACGAUAUUUUAAAAGUGAUUUAUCAGGAAGAGCUUUCUCUGAUCCAGAACUAGUUGAUGCAGCUCACAGAGUGUCCUCAGUCAGGAUACCAAGUAGACAGGAGAGUGUGGGGAGAACAGCAGAGACACCAGAGAGGCACACAUCUCCCAGAGUUUCUCCUAUAACUUCUGCAAGAGUUUCUCCAAGAUUCUCUCCACAAACAUGUCUUCCAUCAGCUCAAGUUGGUGAAUCUCUGCCUGGUACAGACAUUGCACCACAAUUCAGUCUGCCCGGGAUUCCAUCUGUAGCAUCAAUGGAGGAGCUACUGGUGUCUCUAACUGCUUCUGUUGGUAGAAUUUCACCUGCAGUUUCAAGAAGAUCUUCAAGAAGUAGUUUGUUAGAAAGUGCUUCCUCUGGAAAAGCAACAAUUGAAGCAGUACACAGAGAAGAGAGUGUGGAGAGAACAGCAGACGCAACAGAGAGUCACACAACUCCACGAGUGUCUUUCAGAGCUCCUUUGGCAACAUCUAGGACAAGAGUCCUUUCUGAUGUGGCAGUUUUGUACAGACCAUCCAUUGCUGAAGGACUUUGUCUUGAGGUCUUGGACAUGGAGUCUGACCAGGUGAAAACAUCAGUGAGUGACAUCACUGCACAAGCUUCCUCUCACACUGCAGCAAUGGAAACAGCUCAUGAUACGGUCAGGAUACCCAGUAGAAAGGAGAGUGCAAGGAGAACAGCUGAAACGCAAACAUAUUUUGCAUCAGGAUUAUUGAACAACAGUACACAAGUUUCAGGAACUUCAAUCCGCCUUCAUGAAGAGGUGACUGCCCACCCUACAGAAGUGCAGCAGGGGACCCUGCGACAUGGAAUCUCUCUUGGACUUUCUCGAGCCAAUGUGGUUGGGCCUCAAAACACACGGUCACAGAGUGUGCAGACUGGACCAGAUUAUCAUGGCCCGCCCUCGCAUAGCAUUCCUAUUGGAGCAGGACGUGUCACUCCUGAUGCGCAGCCUGCCCUCGAGAAUUUCACCAAUCAGGUCUGGACACUAUACCACUUGGCCAAUGAGACCGAGGAGGGCACACUAUCCACUAACGCUAUCUCCCAGCCUCCGUUCAAUGGCAGUGCUUUCAUUUGCAACUUUGGGUCUGGACAUGUGUUACUGGCAGAGAGGUCCCCCUCCCCUCAGCAGUCUGACCCCCAGUCCUGGUGUGGCCGACCCAGACAACAACCCCAGCCACCACCAUUCCCAAUGUGCCCAAGAAGGGCCUUCACACCCAGGUCACAGACCUCAAUCCUCCGCCCUCCACCCCAGCCUCCGACCAUCCUCAACCAGGAGAUCAGCAUCCCCAACUACUUCCUGUUCCUCGAUGGCAACCAGGUGUCCCUGGGCCAGAGUGCUCGUAGUGUUCCGACCGCAAUGUUUUCCAGGUCGAGAUCUGCUGUGGUCAGGGCGGACGACCCCCCGGGGUACCUGUCCUUCUCCGUUCCAAUGGAGAUGGUGAGCGGAGGUUCCGGUCGGGACGGCCAGGCCCAGUUCCUGCAGGUCAUCAGUGAUGAAGGAAACACUGUUUACACCCCCGCUCUCAUACGCAUCGUCACCUCCGAACCCACAGAGGAAGAGGACCAGGAGGGAGCCGGGAGGUGGCCAACUAGUGCCCCAUUUAAUUGGUAGGGGACUGUUGUCUACUGAGUAUCA
This is a messenger RNA of Coregonus clupeaformis (lake whitefish), 7172 nucleotides long. RefSeq names its product mucin-12. Bases 15 to 7148 code for a protein of 2377 amino acids. The record is from RefSeq and is a predicted model, not a curated record. Lineage: Eukaryota; Metazoa; Chordata; Actinopteri; Salmoniformes; Salmonidae. The transcript has 17 exons.